Molecule: messenger RNA, 3210 nt
Organism: Chlamydomonas reinhardtii
Lineage: Eukaryota; Viridiplantae; Chlorophyta; Chlorophyceae; Chlamydomonadales; Chlamydomonadaceae
Exons: 16
Coding region: 93-2537 (814 amino acids)
Biological process (GO): N-terminal peptidyl-methionine acetylation
Cellular component (GO): NatC complex
Source: RefSeq, a predicted model, not a curated record
CCUCGAUGACAAACUGCAUCCCUUGACAAGAGAUCGCUGAAAGACAAAAACUAUAGUUAAACAGCUCGUGCCACGAGCGCGCUGUGGGAAGAAUGGACCGGCUAAUAGACGUGGCGGGCCUCUUGCAGGCUGCUCGCCAUGAUAUGAAGGUGGGCCAAAUGAUACACGGCGAGGCGUUCUCGCUGUUCGAGGCAAUGUCGGCCCUGGAGGCGGGCAACCCCAAAAUGGACGCGGCCGCCUCGCCCGCGGCCGACCGGCCCACGCUGGAUGCGCUGCUCGCGGAUCUGGAUCUCACGGCACCCCUGGCGGAUCUGGGCGCAGCUGGACUGCUGGCGGUGCUCGACCAGCUGCUGGCGAUGGAGGCCAGCUGGCACACUGGCAGCAGCGCCAUGCAAACCGUGUACGGUUGCUUGUACAUGCUGCGGAUGGAGAGGGUGAAGGAGCACGACUCGGCGGUCGCGAGGGCGCUGUACGCGUUCUGCCGAUCGCUGCAGUGCGAAUGCGCGGCGGUGCGGGACCUGAUCAUCAAGGGCGGCGUGUGCGAGGAGGAGGACAUGAACCUGCUGGUGGGCGGCAUUCCCUUCGAGCCGCCGGCGGGAGCCGACGCCGAGGCGCUGGCGGCGUUGGACGCAGCCAUUGCGGAGCAGGGCCAGCUAGCUAAGGAGGCGGAGGAGGCGCGGCUGACCGGCAAUAGCAGCAGCGGCGGGGGCAGCGGUGGCGCGGUGCACUCGGCGCUGCGGCUGCGGCUGCAGCUGCGGCGGGUGCUGCACGUGGGGCUGCGGGAGGCGGGCUCAGAUGACCCCGCGGAGGUGGUGGCGUCAGCGGCGCUCUUCAAGGAGGCGAGGGAGCUGCUCCCCAAGAUCGGGGAAAGCGCCAGCCUAGCUUCCCCGCUGCCGCCCCAGGCAAACGGCGCAUCGCUGGCGCCUUCGACCUCGUCAAAGCCGGACACGCAGCAACAACAGCAACACCAGCUGCCUCGGGGGUUCUACGUAGAUGCCAACCGCCACCUAUUAGGGCCGGCGCCGCCGCGUCAGGUGCAGAUCAUGUCGCUGGCGGAUUCGUUGUCGUACUUUGACCGGCUGUUUGACCACCUGGCGCUGGCGGUGGUGGUGUCGGAGCAAGCCUGGGACUACCGGUCGCUGCAGCUGCACGUGUGGCGCUUCGCCCGCCUCAAGCCGGCGGUGGUGGCGCGCUCCAUGCUGCACUGGCUCAUCAGCCCCGACCGCUGGCAGAACAUCCGGACAGCCGAGGAGUCCUCCGCCAGCGCCAGCAGCAGCGGUGGCGGCGGCACGGGCCGAGGCAGGGGCGGCAAGGGCGGUCGCGGCGGCAAGGCGGGCGCCGGCGCCAGCAGCGGCAACGGCGCACCGGCCCAGCCGCCGCUGCCUGCCUGGGUGCUGUCCAAGGCGAUGAUCGCGGGGGCGUGCCUGGUGGCGGUGAAGCCGGGGCUGCCGGAGGAGGUGGACAUGUUCCUGGAGCAGGCCGUCAUCGCGGCCUCCAACUGGUUCCAGGCGCUGCUCAUGAACCGCUGCCGCUGCCGGCGGCGGCUGCGGCGCUGCUUGGAGGACUGGCUCAACAUGUUCCACCACGGCUUCAACGCGGACGUGCUGCCCGCCUUCCACGACCACCUGCGGGCCAGCGGCUGGCGCUGGAGGCCCAUCGAGGGCGCGGAGGAGCAGGGCCCGUUCAGCACCUGGGUGGAGUACGAGACGGCGGCUACCAUGCUGCACCACCUGCUCAUGGGCUUUGAGCUGGAGCUGUACGAGCCGCGCGAGUACGACAUGAUCGUGUGGUACUGUGACUACCUCUGCAGUCAGGCCGUGUCCGCGGGGCGCGAGCUGGUGCUACGCGCGCCGCCGCCCACGCCGCCGCAGCUGCCGGGCGGACUGGGCGGCGGCCGCGGCGCGGGCGGCCGCGGCGGCGGCCGCGGGCUGGGCCGGGGGCUGGGCAACAACAAGGACGCAGCGGCUACAGCGCUGGCGAUGGCGCGAUACGAGAAGAGCCAGGCCCAGCACCGCUACGAGCUGGUGGAGUUGGAGGCGUUCCAGCUCAUGUGCAGCGGCCUGGUGCGGCUGCUGGUGGGGCUGCGAGUGGCGGGCUCCAUUCCCGAGCCGCCCUUCCCGCCGCCCUUCAACGGCGGUGCACAGCGCUUCGACCAGCGCUUCGGCGCCUUCUUCACCAUGGUUCGGCCGGUGCCGCUGAGCCACGCCGAGUUCGUGGAGUCCAUGAACCCGGGCGACCGGGACGCGAGCUUCCUGUUCAGCCUGGCUUCGCGCGCCUUCGCCGAGGCGCGCGCCCGCUGCGCGGCACUGAAGACGCUGGCGCCCAGCCCCGAGGUGGCGGAGGGAUGGGUGAAGGGGCUGGACCGGGCGGCGGCGCUAAACCAGGUGGUGUCGGGCGUGCUGGCAGCCAAGGCGGCGGCGGGCGGCAAGAUCGUGUGGACAAGUGACUUCUCGCACCACCCCUACUUCCCAGCCAUUUCGCUGCCCAAGCCCACGGCGGCACCGGCAGCGGCCAAGGAGGGCGCCGAGAAGAAGUGAAGCUAACAUAUGGGGGCUGCUUGUUAGUGAGGGUCGACACCAGGGCAUGGCGGAUACCUGUGUCGACGGUGUGCACAUGAGAGUAUCCCCGUGUGGGGUUGGGUGGGGUGGCCGUCCAUGCAAGACGUACGAGGGCAACACGUGGCAUGAGUCAGGGUUCUACAGUGUCACUGCUCAAUUGCAUGUUAUGCUGUGAUGUUUGAGUAUGGACUGCUGGCAAGGUGGCAACCGGGGCGCGUUGGUCCGAAUCACAUUGACUGUGCAUGGGGGGGGGGGGCAGGGCUUUGGGGCUAACUGCAAAGGCGGACGGUGCCUGGUUCACGUGACAUGUCUCAAUGUCUCAAUUGGAACUGAACGGACGUUUUGGGUACCGCGGCUUCGGGUGUGGUGCGGCGUGAAUUCGAUACUGGUGUGGUGUGCGGAGCACUGCAAAGCGCGGCGACGUCAUGUGCAUUUAGCGCAGCAACAAUGGUGCUUGUCGGCCUGGGGAUGGCUCGGUGCAGACUGCAGGGGUCCAGGCUCCAGCAUCAGCAACUGUGCCCCUAAAAGCACGUACUGCUCCGCAUGGACUCAUGGUUGAGGGCGGCGGCGCGAUGAGCUGUUGCAGCAGCAGGAUGGAUGGGUUGAUGCAAGUCUGCGGACGCGAAUUGAGCAACUGUAACCAGCUGCAACG